UCUAUCUGUAGCCCUGAUAUCAUUAGAUUUUUAAGAGACAAAACGCAAUUUUAAUGUUUUUUUUCCCUGGGGCACUAUAUAUUUUAAGGAAAGGGGCAUAUCAUACUAGGAGAUGAGGAUGACACAAUAUGUCCCCUUUUAACAAAUGUAGUUUUCUUUUCCCCCUUUUUUAUAUAUUACCCCCUCCCCCACUUGGGAAUCUUCCAGUCUCAACUGAAAAAGGAAAAACCCUCCAGAAUAAAAGGAAUUGGUAACCUACAAAAGGAGGUGACCAUCUUCUCAGUAUGGGAUGCUGUGGGAGCACACAGAACUCCAAACGAGACUGGAGGCCGUUGGAGGAGCACAGUUGUACUGAUAUUCCAUGGCUCCUACUGUUCAUUCUAUUUUGUGUUGGAAUGGGGUUCAUUUGUGGUUUUUCCAUUGCCACUGGAGCUGCCUCACGUUUGGUUUUUGGCUAUGACAGCUAUGGAAACAUCUGUGGGCAAAAGAAUACCAAAAUUGAAGGGUUUAUUAACAGUGGCCUUGACCACAGCAACAACAAGUAUGUUUUUUUCUUGGAUCCAUGCAAACUCGACUUAGUAAAUCGAAAAAUCAAGUCUAUAGCACUCUGUGUUUCUGAAUGUCCUCGGGAAGAGCUACAAACCCUCAAUGACGUUAAAAAAUUUGCAGAAACAAAUGGUUCGGCUUUAUGUGAUUAUUCACUCACCCCUUCCCAGUAUACUACAGACAGCAGAGCACCAUCAUUAUGUCCCAAGCUUCCAGUGCCAAAAAGUGCACCUAUUCCAUUCUUCCAUCGCUGUGCUCCUGUGAACAUUUCCUGCUAUGCCAAGUUUGCAGAGGCCCUGAUCACUUUUGUCAGUGACAAUAGUGUCCUACACAGGCUGAUUAGUGGAGUAAUGACCAGCAAAGAAAUUAUAAUGGGACUUUGCUUGUUAUCACUAGUAUUGUCUAUGAUUUUAAUGGUUAUAAUCCGCUACAUCUCCAGAGUGCUUGUUUGGAUCAUAACAAUCUUGGUCGUAUUGGGAUCACUUGGAGGUACAGGGGUUCUCUGGUGGCUCUACGCUGAUAACAAGAAAUCGUUGAAUGAAAAUCUCCCUCCAGAUCAACUUCAGGUUUCCAAAGACAAUCUUCAGGCCUUGCUUGUUUAUGCCAUUGCUGCCACGGUUUUUACAGUCAUCUUGUUACUGAUGAUGCUUAUUAUGCGCAAGCGAGUUGCCCUCACUAUUGCCUUGUUCAAUGUGGCUGGAAAGGUUUUCAUCCAUCUCCCGCUGCUUGUCUUCCAGCCCUUUUGGACCUUCUUUGCUCUCCUCCUAUUUUGGGUCUACUGGGUAAUGGUUUUGCUAUUCCUUGGAACUGCAGGUGACCCUUUUACCAAUGAGCAGGGCUUUGUGGAAUUUCGGAUCAAUGGCCCAUUACAGUACAUGUGGUGGUACCACCUUGUCGGUCUUAUUUGGAUCAGUGAGUUUAUUCUAGCUUGCCAACAAAUGACCAUUGCUGGAGCUGUGGUAACAUAUUAUUUCACAAGGAACAAAAAUGAUCUGCCAUUUACCCCAAUUUUGGCCUCUGUAAAUCGACUUAUUCGUUACCAUCUUGGGACUGUUGCCAAAGGGGCUUUUAUCAUCACAUUGGUGAAAAUUCCCCGAAUGAUCCUAAUGUAUAUCCAUAGCCAGCUGAAAGGAAAGGAAAAUGCCUGUGCACGAUGUAUGUUGAAAUCCUGUAUCUGCUGCCUGUGGUGCCUAGAAAAGUGCCUAGCUUAUUUAAACCAGAAUGCUUACACAGCCACUGCAAUCAACAGCACAAACUUCUGUACCUCUGCAAAAGAUGCACUAGUCAUUCUAGUGGAAAAUGCUCUAAGAGUGGCAGCUAUCAACACGGUGGGGGAUUUCAUGCUGUUCCUUGGCAAGAUUCUGAUUGUGAGCUGCACAGGCCUGGCAGGCAUUAUGCUUCUGAACUAUCAACGGGACUACACUGUUUGGGUGCUUCCCCUCAUCAUUGUCUGCCUGUUUGCGUUUCUAGUUGCACAUUGUUUCCUUUCCAUCUAUGAAAUGGUUGUUGAUGUCCUCUUCUUGUGCUUUGCUAUUGACACAAAGUAUAAUGAUGGGAGCCCUGGCAAAGAAUUUUACAUGGAUAAGGUUCUCAUGGAGUUUGUGGAAGACAGUAGAAGAGCCCUGAAAGAGCCAGGGAGUACAGCAGAGGGCAGGGAGCUGAAACCAAUGGCUUCGGGGACAAGUACAGCUUGAAUCUAGCCCAGCAAUAUUGGAGCCCAUUGACAUUCCAAAAUAACUCAAGCAGCCAAAAUGAAAGCAGGGUUUAACAUCCUGUCUAUUGACAUAUAUAUUUGCUCUGUCUUAUAUGGGUCUCUGCGAGCAGCAUUGUUUAUAUACUUUUUUCCUUUUUGGUUGUAUUAGGUGUCCAGCGUGUGGAAAGUCAAGUAAUUUAUCAAAAAAAACCACAAAAGUCAAUAUUGUUACUUUACCCCCAUUUUUUACUUUGGGUUUAAUGCUUUAAAACAUGGGAUUGUCUGCAUUUCACUGAUGCCUCUGUGAUCUGUAUUAUGUUUUGUUUUUAUACACUGCUAGAUGGAGCUUUUCUUGACUGUCAGUCUUUUGGGGACAAACUCUAGUUCUAGAAUGUUACAUGAUGAGGGAAUGCAAAAAGUAUGUUUCUUUUUAUAAAAAUGUUAUUACACUUUUUAAUCACUCCAUUUUUCCAUAGAAAAGUAACAAAACAGUCUUUUAAGCACCUUGCUGUAUUCCUGUAAUAAGGUUCUCUCAGAAUUUGCACUAAACAUUUACACAGGCCAGCCUAUAUUAUGGAGGACUGAAACAGGUAAUCAUAAGUAACGGCUGUUUUCAGAAAUGAUAAAGGUGACCAUCAAGUGAUAAAGAACAUGUAUCUCCUCACAGCUGUCCAAACCAUUUUAAAAAAAAAAAAAAAAUCAUUCCAGUUUCGAAUAUUCGCUCCAAUUAUAUGUAUGUGUGAGCAGGUGUCCUCUCCACCCAUUUCUUAUUACUCUGUGGAUAGCAGAGGUUUGUGUUUUCCACAAGGGAACUGAGGUUUAUUUUGGUUGGAUGUAACCACACAACAGGUUUGUUGAAGGGUGUGAAUUGUGACACGAGAUAUUGUACAACAGUCGUGUUCACUAGGUAGUUAGCCUCUUUAUCAACUGCCAAACAUGCAUGGUGCCAGGGCUCAUUUAGCAGUACCUCUGUGAGGUAAUUAAAUUAAGAAUCAUUAUUCCACAGCGUUGUCUCUCUAUCAUUAGCAUGUUAUGCUUCUGCCAUUCCUACCAGACCAACAACUAUUCAACAGAAUGGUCUUCCUUUGCAGAUUUUAGGGCUUUCUAAAGGUAUAGAGUUGUCUUUCCUGCAUACAUUAUGUUUUCUUAUAGUUGGCUAGCAUUAAAGGCAUAAUACUCAAAUUAUUUUUCAUUCAGCUUCAUGAAAUCUUUCAAAACUGUCUUUUUGAAUUUUUUUUAUUAUGUUAUGGAGAAGGAAACUUCAGUUAACUAGGGGAGUGCCAAUAUAUUUAAUACAGUAGAGAAGUCUUGACUUUGGUCCCUAGGUUUUGCGAGAAUACAGAUCUUAGGGAUGUUGCCUGACUACAUCUCCCAGUAUCCUGCAACACGUACUCCAGGGUGGGGAUCCCCCACCAUUUUUAUCUGUGAGCCACAAUCAGAGGUAAAAAGAGCUGGAGAGCAACACAAGCAUGCAAAAGUUCCUGGAGGUGCAAAAUAUGGCCUGCAUUGUAGUUACCCUAGAACAGGGGUCAGCAACCUUUACAAAAGAGCCAUUUUGCCCCCUCUUCCACUAAAGAAAAAUAGUCUGGAGCCACAAAACAUAACACAGCUUAUAAACUUUUAAAAGUGUUAACCUUUUUUAAUUGUAACGGUUAUAACAACAGAAUACAACGAACAGAAUUGCAGUGUGUAUGUGUAGGCCUACUUUGAAAUAAAUUAGACUGAAUAGCCCUAUUAAAUGCUAGUGUUCUCAUCUGUGUAAUGUGACUUCUGUUUCUGAAGGUCCAUGCUGAUCUUCCCUCUCUUGUCUAGAGUGUAUGACCAUGGUAAGGACCAUGAUAAAUCAUCUUGCUGCUGCUCAGUCUUGCCUGUCACUCCUGGGACUUCUAUACAGCCCUCGCACCUGCAGGCGGCUUCUGAGUGUGCAACUGCGGUAAGCUAACCAUUAGCUUAGUGUGGUCACACUCUCAAGAAGUCUCCAGCAAGUGCAAGGGCUGUAUAGAUGGCGAGCAGCAAGCAGGAUGAAGAGCUGCAUGAGGCUCCGAAGCCGCAGGUUGCCUACCCCUGCCCUAGAAGGUAAAUGGGAGCCAAUGGCAGUCUGUCUUAUAUGGCAUAAGGCUGCUGUCUUGGGGAACUAGAACAACUCAAAGGCCCUAUGUCAUACAAUAAAUUCUAACAAGCUGGAUGGAUAUGUUUACAAUGCAGUAGACCAUGACCUCUAGUGGCUAUAAUGAAAUGGUGCUUGUGUUAUUUAAAUACAAUUUCUGAGAAUAUGCUAGCCGCCACACGUAACCAUGUAUAGGUUGUGGAUUUCUUUUUCAAAAUGUUUCUUUAUGCCAGUCAUUUUAAGGCCAUUUGACUUUAUACUUGGUUGUCUAUACCAUGGCCAAAGCCCACCUUAGAUUUUAUACUUUGUCAUCUAUUUGUAAAUAAAUUGUAUAUUAUGCCUAGUCAUUCUCACAGUAUAGUUCUUAUAAUUCAACAUUUGUCAGGAAUUCCAUGAAUAUUACAUUCUGCAUCAGUAGUAUACACCAUGCUGGAAUUGUCAUGUUGUACUGUGGCAAAGUUAGUGCAAGUCUCUAAAACUGCCAUUUUCUACCAUUCAUUCCAAUGGAAUUGCACUUUCUUUGCCUUGGCACCACUUGCUGCAUAAUCCAGAUAGUUCAGCUUGCAUUCCAUAGUCCAUAGUGAUUUUGUUCUUUUGAAAAGCCUAUGUUUUCUAUCUAAAUGUUUAUCCAAUGCAAGGCUGUGAGCAGAAACAUGUUCUUCCCUUUAUUCUCUGAAAACAAGAAGAAAUGAGAGUGCUGUCGUUUGCUAUUAAUCUCCUGCUAAUCAAUUCCUUGUAGUUGCUUGUUUGGGCAUUUAAGACCCACAGUCACUUGACCUUUUAAGGGCAGAUUGUAUGUCUUGUAGUCAGGUGUAAGAUUUCAGUGAAUGGUGCUUCUGCAAUACAGAUGAGGGUUCAGAGCGGCUUUGCAAUAAAACACUAAAACCAACUGUCACCCCCCACAAGAAAAAGUAUUCCUUCAUUAAUGCAGGGCUGCCACCACAAGGCUUUGUCUUCUCCUGUGAUUCUAUGAAAUUAAAAGUACCCAGAAAUGUUUUUUAUCAAUCCAUCUCAAAGACCUGAUUUGUAAAGACAUUUAGAUUUGUUACUUCUUUCUGCACAAAUCAUCUCAAGGUAAAAGCUCUUCAAAAUGGCAGCCUUUAAUAUUAAUAAUAAUCUAAAGUAACAGUAUUAAUGUAUGGAAACACUGCAAAACAAAUGGAGCUUGCAGAUACCCCAAUAAUCAUGUUCUGUGGCUCUUCCUUUGCAGCGUGCUGUAAAAGUUGCGCUGGGUCGCAAAACCAAGCUUUCUACUGCUAUGCAAACUCCUACAGCUACCUGUAUAUAAACCCAUAACUCAUUAAACACCAAUAAGACUGCAUAUGUGGAGCACUGUACUGACCAGUUAUCACUAAGCUUUACUGCAACUUGUAGUCAAACAAGUUAUAGAUAUGGAACACGUUAUCUGAAUUAUGGAAUGAACAUCUUCCAAAGGUUCCAUUUUAACCAAAUAAUUCAGAUUUUUUAAAAAUGAUUUCCCUUUUCUCUGUAAUAAUAAAACUUUACCUUGUAUUUGAUUUAAAUUAAAAUAUAAUUAAUCCUUAUUGGAAUCCUUAUUGGAAGCAAAAUCAGCUUACUGGCUUUGUUUAAUGUUUACAUGAUUUUCUAGGUAGAUUUAAGGAAUGAAGAUAUAUUAUCUGGAAAACCCCAGGUCCUGAGCAUUCUGGAUAACCGGUCAUAUACCUGUACCAAUUUGUACAUUUUUCCUUUUUUUAGUUAGCAUCACAUUUAUUAAAUUUUUUGUAUCUCGGCUUCAUCUUCAAUAUCCUAUUUAAUGGUUUCUCAUGCCUAGAGCUGCUUUGUGAUUUUCCAUAUGCAUCAGCCCUAUGCACUGAAAGACCAACUGUCUCACAUCAUUGCAUGCAUGAUCCAUAAAUACCAACAGCAGCUCAGGACAGUGGGUGUCCAUUUAUUUAUUCUAAUUGUAGGGAUGCUGUACAUGAGGAUUUGUAAUGCAGUCACAUUUUGUGACAUUUGUCCAAACUGGCUGGAGUGUAGCACUCAUAGCAACCUAAUCUACCAGCAGUUUAAUAUAAUGGAAAUAUAUAUAUAUAUAUAUAUAUAUAUAUAUAUAUAUAUAUAUAUAUAUAUAUAUAUAUAUAUAUAUAUAUAUAUAUAUAGUUGCUUUGGGUGUCCGCACUCGAUCUCCAAUAGAGUAGAGGUGCACGAUCAAUGUUCAUAAUAUGCAGUAGUAAUGGAUCAGCACACUCAUUUUAGAAGUGAUUAAAGUGUCUUUAUUGGUAACACAGCAUUGUUAUCCAUAUAUAUAUAUAUAUAUAUAUAUAUAUAUAUAUAUAUAUAUAUAUAUAUAUAUAUAUAUAUAUAUAUAUAAAAAGACCAGCCACACCAGGAUUUUUGCAAGUAGAAAAAAGUGUUAUUGCAUGUAUAACAUGCAAUAACACUUUUUUCUACUUGCAAAAAUCCUGGUGUGGCUGGUCUUUAUUUUUAUUUAUAUGUUGAUCUUACUGAGCGGGUAAAGGACUUGGAACGGAGUGCUGUCCACUACAAUUAUAUAUAUAUAUAUAUAUAUAUAUAUAUAUAUACAUACAGUAUAUAGCCUUAGUACAGGGUCUUAGUUGUCCUUUAAAUUGUAAGUUGUAUUGUCUGUCCAUAGAACUUUGCUUGUCUGAUCAGGAAAAUUCCCCAAAGGGUUCAGUGUCCAGAGCCUUUGCUGUUAUUGUAUAUGGACAAUGAAAAUUGUAGCAUGGCAGCUCCCAUAAUUAUACAAUUAAAUAUGCUAAAAAAGCUAGCAUUAGUUUACUGUAAAGGGGACAUACAUCUUCCAUAGUAGUGUGGCUUCACACACAUUUUGCACACCUGCUUGCUUGAACCUGUAGUUUUGAAACUUCUGACCACUGCUUGUGCUGUUGUGGAGAAUAAAACAAACAGCAAUUUAUGGGGAAUAUUCUCUGCACUGGGCACAUGCUGCCAGUUACAGACAGACUCUGGUCAGAAGGGAAGGGUUUAGGGAAAAUGUAUGCUCCCUUUAAUAUCUAGUUAUGAUAAACUACAUAGAAGCUAGUACUUGCUUAUUAAAAGGCGGUACUUUCCGUUUAAUAUACCAUAUUUCUGCCUGGCAUGGGGUGUAUUUUAUGGCAACUUCCUGUCUGAGCAAUUGUGUUGCAUAUAAAGACAUAAUUGCCAGACAUGUUUACAGUUCUCAGGAGAAAACCAACCAUCAAAGGAGUUGUUUGCCUUCCAAACACUUUUUUCAGCUCAAUUGUUUUUUCAUUUUGUUCCCCAGAAAGAACACUUAUUUCAAUUACUUUCCAUUUUUUAUAAUUUUUCCAAAAUCUAAGCUUAAAGUGUAAUGUUUGAGUCUACCAGCGAGCCCCUCCCCUCCCAGAGCUACUUUACAAGGUGAAAAAUGAAACUUUAAGGCCCCCAUACACGGGCCGAUAAAAGCUGCCAACAGACAGAGUUGGCAGCUUAUUGGCCCAUGUGCGGGGCCAUCCGACAGGCUUUCCAGAUCUAGCCAAAAGUCGGCCAGAUCUCGAUUGGGCAUUUUAAAAAAUCCUGUCUGAUUGUGGCCGGAUCUGUGCAUUUAUGCGGACUGCCUGUAUCAGAUGCAUUAUGACCCCACAAUCGGAUCCGCCCAAUAUCGCCUACGUCUAUGGCCACCUUUACACUUCAGUAUUAGAAAAAUGGUUACACAUAGAAAAUAGAAAGUAAUUGGAAAAAGUUAUUUCUGGUGAACCAACUGAGCUGAAAAAAGUGUUGGAAGGUGCCCAAUACUUUUAAACACUAUACAUAUCUUAAAUACAGCUGCAAUAAAGAGAGAAAAAGCAAGCAGCCAAUUGAAGUAUUUUUCAUUGAGGAGCUUGUUGACUUUUCCCCACUACAAAGCAGCAGACCUGAUGCGACCCAUCUCCAUACACCCCAUCUGUUCCGCUUUCCAUGUAAAUGUUUCUAUUACCUUUUGAUGCUGAAUUAAUUUUUUAUUUUUUGCACUUUACCAAAUCGAAUUCUUAUAGAUUUGGGAUUGCGAUAUUGCUGGUUUGUAUUCCAGUCACAAUGUACUUUCUGUGGGGGGAAAAAAUAUUCCAUCCAGUAGAGUGUUCCACUAUGCAGUUUAUCAGGGACAAAAUCUUAUUGGUGAUGUACUUGAUGAAGGGGUAGUGUUUCAUACAUGGCAAACAGCAAAUAUGUCUUCUUAACCCAUUCAUAGCACUGACUCCGUUGAAUCCAUUACACUCCAAAUUCAGUCAUGAGUUUCUUGGCAUAGCAGUGGGGCUAUAGAAACUGUACAGACACAUAAAUGAUGUAUUGUACAGUGUUUAACAUAGUGAUCCAUUAGAACUCAGGAGUCUAAGCAGCUGCCAUGCUUUCUGCCUUGUCAUAAUACACAACUUUUAGUGGGAGGUAGAAUGCAUAGCUGUGUGCUCACAAAGGACCACUGAAACAUCACCUGUGCAUGUUACAUGUCUGUAAAUAUGUAUAAAUAAUAUGCAUUAGCUUAUCUCAGAAAGAACAUGCAAAUGAACAGGAGACUGGCUGAUCAGGCAGGUUUGCAGUAUGUCUCAUGGCUGUAUGUAUACGUUUUUCUCAAGCAGACACCAGGCCCUUUUACUGCUCGUCCACCAUGUUUCCAACCACUAAGGCUGACUUGUAUGAUGUCCAUUUCAUGUACUAGAUGAAACCGCCAGAUACCUUUGAGACACUAUUUUUUAAAUUAUAUGGAAAUGAAAGUAAAAUUAUUCUUUCUCCCUAUUGCAAAUUAAAUGUCUGUCAGAGUAACGAUGCAAACGGUAUUUUAGUCUAACAGAUGUAUAGAUUUUUUAUGUACAAAAGAAAAUAAAACCUUUUUUGUAGCGAAA
Messenger RNA from Xenopus laevis (African clawed frog), 9163 nucleotides. It is a transcript of the gene slc44a1.L, whose product is annotated as solute carrier family 44 (choline transporter), member 1 L homeolog. Gene Ontology annotation, cellular component: membrane; mitochondrial outer membrane; plasma membrane. Gene Ontology annotation, biological process: transmembrane transport. Gene Ontology annotation, molecular function: transmembrane transporter activity. The record is from RefSeq and is marked provisional. NCBI's taxonomy places the organism in Eukaryota, Metazoa, Chordata, Amphibia, Anura, Pipidae.